AUGGACGGGGUUCUGUGUACUGGGUGCAUUUCCGGCGCGCUAUUGGCGUGUUUAAAUGCGCAAGUCCCGACGUGCGAAGGUCGCUGCGUGCGAAUCUUCCGAAUCCACCAUGUCAAUGCGCGAAUCGGCCUUUUGCCUUCGUUUGUUACGGGGCAAGCGGGACAGGACUUGCCGGACUGGAUCAAAGUCAAUGAGCGUGCAAGGUGGUGGUCCAACUCGCAGAAGCAGUUCUGCGAUGUCACAAUCACUGUUGUGGACAUGUCGGCCAGACAAGUCACGGCAACUCAGCCGCGAGAUGCCAGCUGUUGGAAGAUGGUCUCAUUCGAGCAUUUCCUCCAAAAGCAGGAGGACUGGCUGCUCCAGCCCUUCCAGCAAAAGGCCAAGGAGCUGAUUCAGCAGCUGCCCGACUGGGUGAAGCCUGGCAACCAGGGCUACUGGUGGUCGUCAAGCCAACACAGAGUCUUGCCGGUUCAGAUCAAAGACGUCUGCUCCAGAACACGGCAGGUAAAAGUGGUUUUCAAUUGCAACAAAACGGUGAAAAAGCUCGUGCAAUUCCAUGAGCUGAUUGAUUCUCCAAAAGAAUGCCUCCUCCAGAAGGAGAGGGCAGGACACACCUGGAGGAAGCCCCGACGAAAGUCGAGAGACUCGAAAGGUUCCAAAGAGUCGGCUGAGGCCGGAAGCCAAACUGAGGUUCCUGAAGAUCUCAGUGCCACUAAAGGCUUGGGUGACAUCAUGGCGGAGAUGACACAGGACAUCGGGGACAUGAUGGCCGAAGGAGAAGGAGCAGCCGAGGAUGGCGGCCUCCGGAAGGCUUUGACUUUCAUGGGCAGCUCUGAGUUCUUACAGGUUGACAUCAGCUCCAAAGAUGAUUCAGCUGAUCGGGUGCCUGCAUUCGGUUACGGUGAUGACGAGCUUGCAGCAACAACGGGAUCUGCAGAGGAUUCUGGCGCGAGAAGUGAAGCCAACGCAAAGGAAGAGACCGGCGAGCUGGUGCAGGCUGGCACCGAAGUCGGCGAUGCGAUUACCCAGGAGGAGACGGAGCAGCCGACGCAGGCAGAGCUUCAAGGGGCGGAGGGAAACGCUGCCAAAGGCAAGUCUGCAAUGUUGAUGGGAUUCUCUCAAUCCGAAGAAAACAUGAUGGAGAUCCUGGAGGCUACGGUCGAAGACUCCAAAGGUGUCACUCAGGAACUCCCUGCUCAAGAAGCCGGGGCUUCAGCUUUGUACGACACCUUGGACAAGGAGCUCCUUGCCGAAUUGGCACCACCCUCUUCCGACGAACCUUCUGCAGCAGAAGGUGCUGACGCUGAGGCUGCCCGCAGAGCUGCGGCUGUCGCUGAAUCCAGCUUGACGCUGGAUGCAGAGGCCUUGCUGCGGAGUCAGGGACUGGCGACGGACGACCAGGUUCCAAGCCCUCCCGCGACAGGUCCCGAUGCCGAUCCCAGCCCAUCUGCUCAAGGUUCCGGAGAUCCCCAGCAGGCUCCAGUGGAGGUAGCAUUUGCUGCUGAAGCGCCGGCACCUGCACCCAGUUCUGACGAGGCCUGUGCAAAUCCGGAGCCGACGGCGACGCAGCAGGAGCCGACUUCGCCGAGUGCAGUCUUCCCGGCGCCCGUCGCUGAAGCUGCAGGUGUUGCUUCCGAUGCUGCAGUUGCUGAUGCAACGCAUGGGCCCAGUGCAGGAGGGUCCGCGGAGCCUCUUCCCACAACGAGCAUCCACUCUUCGGAGCCCUCAGGUCUGCAAAAUGUGGUGGACAUGACGUCGGACCAGGCUACAGUGGCUACAGGCGAUCCAAUUGGAGCCACGGGGGUAGAAGCCGUGACGGGUGAAGCGCCGGCACCGCCACCACGUGCAGAUCCUGUCCAGGGCGAGGCAGUCGUAGAUCCGCCCGGUGCAGAAGGGGGCUUGUGGCGGCAGAUGCUGUCGCGGCAGAUGCUGUCGCGGCAGAUGCUGCGGCAGAUGGGCAACUUCCAGCCCCAGGACAACUUCCAGACUCGCCGGUCCGGCAGCCUGAAGCGUCGGAUGUUCAUCUCACGACAGGCGCUCUUCUGCGUGACUGGCAGCCGUUUGGAAGGAUGCAAAGUGCUUGGCAUCCUCAACAGUUUGGACAUGCCGACAGAACUUCUUAGCCCAGAAGAGAAGCGCAAGGCAUAUUUGGAGGAACUUGAGCGGGAACAGGCAAAGGCUCGAGAAGCUGCAGAUGCUGCUGCUGCCGCCAAAUCAGUUGCGCAAGCAGCUGGCCCUGCAAAGCCUGAGCCGGAAGAAGAGGAUCUUGGCGCGUCGGUAACUCUGCAGCGCAAUGCAUCUCAGACUACUCCGUUGCUCCGAGAAGCCUUGCGAUUAGUUGCACCGGACAGUUGGGAUUCCGACCAAGAAGAGAAGACUGGCCGGAAACGUCCGGAUGUGUCUCGCUUGGCUUCUUGCUGGGAGAUCCUGGAGAAGGACUUCGAGACUGUUUUGGAGGCCGAGCAUCAGAGGAUUGACGAGGACCUCGACCGUGAGACGCAAGUUACGUUGGCAAAGAUAGAGGCCCAGGAAAAAGAUCUGAAGGAAAGAGUUCAACUCCGAGCAAAGGUGGCAGAGACGAAGGACCCCGCGAAGGUGCAGCAGUUGCGCACCGUUGCAGAGUCGGUCACACUGGCUGCAGACACAGCUCGGAACAAGAGGCAGGCCGCGAAGGCUGCCCGACGCACUAUUGCUCGGCAGAAGGUGGCGGCACGGAAACAAGCCCUGCAAAAGGCAUUGGGGCCGGAUCACACAGAAGCCGCCAGCCGCGAGUUGCUACGCAUGCAGCUUCCCAGCCAAGAGGCUUUUUCGAGCAUGUCGCCGCAAGAAGCUUUGGCGGAGGUUUCCGCUACUGCAGCCACCUGCUUUCGGUCCCUGCAAGUCGUGGCCUUGCGACCGCUGGACGAGACUGUCAGGUUUGAUCCGGAAAAUCCGGCCAGCGCCCAGCCUUCUGCAAAGGACCUGGCGUUUGCAACUUCUGCAGCUCUGCCUGAGCUGAAAUCUUGCCUGGAAUCUUUGCGAAAACGUCUUCAAGAAGAGAAAGACAGCCCGCCGCAAGUCGAUCCAACCCUUCGAUCGAUCGCGACGGACGAAGACAAGAUGAGCAAAGAUGACAAGCGCGACUUCAUCAUGUUUGAAGGCCAGCAAGAGUACGACUGGGAAAGGAGCAUCAACAUCAAGAUGAAGGAGCAGAUGCGACGGCGCGAUGUUCACAUGAAGGAGAGCUUGGAAAGGGUGAGUCAGGCCCUCCACAGACGAUGGCGCAGACAACGUGACAGGGACAAGGCUCAUGCCAUGGAGCGGAUGGCUGCUCUUCGCAAGGUCAUGGACGACACAGAGGAGGAGCUCGACAAGAUGCGGAAAGAACAAGCAGAAGCCACGGAGAAAGAGGUGGAAGCUUUAGAAAGUGAAAGACGGCGUCUCCAAGAACAGACGCGAGUUUUGAUGUCUGCCGCGCUCGUGGUCCGUCAAGAAAAAGCGCGCAUAAACAAGGCGUGGUAUGCUGAGCCACGGGAGAAGAAGGCUUUGACUUUCCAGUCCUUGAAGAUCAUUCGCAGACUUCAUGCUGACAUGAUUAACUUCCCAGUCACGGCGGAGUUUAAGCAGAAGCACUCUGUGCUGCUGUACUCGCUCCGCAUGCUCGAAGGUCGCCUAAGAAAGGAUUGCCCCUAUGCGAAGGAUACGGACAUCCAGGAGGGGCCGUUGGAAGAAACGCCCGAUCUUAAAAAGCAGAUGGAGGAGGCAGAGAAUGCCUUCGAAGAUCAACUCAGCGCCGACAUCGAUGAAAUCCGCGAUGCGAAUCGCGAAAAGGUGCAACGGGCCAUGGCGCGUGAAGCCGCACUGCGGCGCCGUGCUGCAGAGGUCGAACUCGCACCUGCUCUGGAUCAAGCCGCCACAGCACUGUCGCGCUCAGAGCGGGCCGCACGUCGGGCCGAGAUCGCCGAGGACCUCCUGCGACCUCUGGGAAUGCUGGCAUCGCAGCUCGGCGGUGAGGCCUUCCGGCAUGCUCAGCUCGAGAGCGGGAUGCACGAGCCCGCUAGCUUCAACCCAAAGAGGAAGCGGUUGGAGGCCUCGCUCGUCUCCACCUUGAAAGUCCUGGAGGAAGUCCUUCCACACCUCAAUGCAGAGGAGGUGCAAAAGGUUGCGGCGGCACCUUCCUCACUGGGCAAAGAACCAGAGUGGGAGGAAGCUUUGGAAGAAGCGAGAUCCAGGUGGUCGGCAUUUUGUGAACGGCACCCUGAUAGUGUGCCCGAUGAGCAAGACACGCCACGCGGAGAGAAGACGGUUUCGUCGCAUGCUUCGGUUGUGGGCAGAUUAGACAUGGAUGACCUCGAGGAUGACGAUUACGGUGGGACAGCUGGGAAUGCGCCCGCCAAGAAACUUCCGCCACCUCCUCCAAGAAAGAUAUCAGCAGCGCCGGCUCGUCCGCCCAGUGCCGGCAGCGGGCGGCCACCGUCAAGCCCUGUGCCACCUGUGCCAGGUGCCAAAGCGAAGGCUGCUGCCCAACCGAGUGGUACAGGGGCCCAGGGUGCCAAGAAGGGCGCAGCCUUGCUGGAAAAGUUGGACGAGCUGUCUGCAACUAUGGACCGUACUCUCGGCAAAAGCUCUGCCUUGAAGACCCCUGCUUCUGUCGGCGGCAGAAGCCUGAAGCCUCCAGGCAUUGGGAAAGGAGGAAAGAAGUGA
Messenger RNA from Symbiodinium sp. CCMP2592, 4683 nucleotides. The record is from the annotation of a GenBank genome assembly. Lineage: Eukaryota; Dinophyceae; Suessiales; Symbiodiniaceae.